Messenger RNA from Toxotes jaculatrix (banded archerfish), 1378 nucleotides. RefSeq names its product annexin A2-like. The record is from RefSeq and is a predicted model, not a curated record. Gene Ontology annotation, cellular component: cytoplasm. The transcript has 13 exons. Gene Ontology annotation, molecular function: calcium ion binding; cytoskeletal protein binding; phospholipase inhibitor activity. NCBI's taxonomy places the organism in Eukaryota, Metazoa, Chordata, Actinopteri, Toxotidae. The coding region runs from base 137 to 1150 and encodes 337 amino acids.
CUCUGAGUCAGGGGAGGUGAAAGGGGAAGCCUUUUUCUGUGUCAGAAAAGUUUAACUCCCACACCCAUUCCACUCAAACAUCGCCUGGACAAAUCUCUGAUUCCUCUCUUCACUUUUACAACUUAGGACAGUCAAAAUGUCUCUGGUAUCAGAGUUUCUCGGACAGCUGUCUCUCAACAUUGGGGCCAAUGAACCCACAUUCCCCACUGUGGUACCUGCUCUGGACUUUGACCCUGACAGAGAUGCUGCCAGAAUAGAGACUGCUAUCAAAACCAAAGGAGUGGAUGAGCAGACCAUUAUUGACGUCCUAACAAAGCGGACCUACUCUCAAAGGAGAGACAUCGCUUUUGCAUAUGAAAGGAGGGCAAAGAAGGACAUGAUCACAGCCCUGAAGGGAGCGCUGUCUGGUUCUCUGGAGACAGUGAUCCUUGGAUUGAUGAAGAGCACAGCCCAGUAUGACGCCUCAGAGAUCAGAGGAUCAAUAAAGGGCUUAGGCACAGAUGAAGAAACGCUGAUUGAGAUUUUGUGCUCACGCAGCAAUGAUGAGCUGGUGGAGAUCAAGAGGGUCUACAAGGAGUUGUUCAAGAAGGAACUGGAGAAAGAUGUUGCAGGUGACACCUCUGGGAACUUUGCCAAACUUCUCUUGGCUCUGGUGCAGACCAAGAGAGCCGAACCAUCCUCUAUGGUAGACUAUGAAAAGAUUGAUGAAGAUGCCAGAGCACUCUAUGACUCUGGUGUAAAGAUUAAAGGAACUGAUGUAGCGACCUGGAUCUCCAUUAUGUCUGAGAGAAGUGUACCCCACCUGCAAAAAGUGUUUCAGAGGUACAAGAGCUACAGCCCCUACGACAUGCAGGAGAGUGUUGUGAAGGAAGUCAAAGGAGACUUGCAAAGGUCCUUCCUGGUGCUAGUUCAGUGCUUUGAAAACAAACAGCUGUUCUUCGCCAGCAGACUGAAUGACGCCAUGAAGAGUAAAGGAGCCAAAGAGAAGAUAGUGACCAGAAUUAUUGUGUCACGCUGCGAGGUGGACCUGAAGAAGAUCUCUUCUGAGUACAAGGCCAAGUUUGGACAGUCUCUGCAAAAGACUAUUAUGGAACACACCAAGGGAGACUACCAGAAGGCUCUGCUCAGCCUGUGUGGACCAGAGGAGUAAAAAUUAAUCAUCUGAAUCGAAAGGGUCUCAGUUUCCACCGCUGGAAAGGUGGGCUUAUAAAUAACACACAGAACAAACUCUGCAGCAUAAUCCCAUCAUACUUUUUCCAAACACACAUUUUAAUGCAACAUUCAAGGUGAUAACUUCAUCUUUUUUGCUACAUGAAGAAGCUGUGUUACAGCUUACUUUUGCUAUACCAAAAUGGCAAUAAAGUUUUUUUUGUUGGGG